GGACCUUCUGACAGGGACUGGAAAAAAUGAGUCGGCACAGGGAGAUAGAGUAUUCAACUUCAGAAUAGUGCACAUAGAUGGAAUGCUGGCAAUUUUGCUGAUCAGCACGAUCGUCUCCGCGUCAGCCAGUCACUUGGCCCACCCACUCGCAUUCUAUUCGCCGGUAGCUGCCCCCUUCUUCAGAACACAGUACCAUACGCAGGCCACGUACCCGUCACCGGUUGUCUACUACAACGGAUACCCGAGCGUGUACGCCGCGGCGGCGCCGGCACCGGUGGCGCCUCUGGCCUACGCCCCUGCUUUCCCGGCACCAGUGGCCAGUCAGUAUCACUCGCAAAACCACCUCGGAGAGGCGUCCUACGGAUACGCUUUCCCGGGACAAGCGCACUCCGCAGUCAGGGACGCCUUGGGUGGCGUCACUGGAGCUUACCAGUACAUCGACGCUGAGGGAAAACCAGUCUACGUGAAUUACAGAGCCGACUCAGAAAAAGGAUUCCAGGUCAGCUCAAAUGUGCUCCCAGUCGCCCCAAAGGUUGACCUCGUACAGCCAGUUCAUGAUCAGGAAGGACCAGAGCCCGUGCAGGACACCCCAGAAGUGAAAGCAGCCAAGGAAGAGCACCAGAAGGCAGUGGAGGCAGCCAAGGCCCACGCAGACUACCAAGCGGAAGAGACGAAAUCCAGGCGGAAGCGCAGCGCCAUCUUCUACCACGGGUUGCCCGCCGUCCCGCACCCCGUGUACCCGGCAUUCUACCCGCAACCCUACGCGUACUCGGCCCCGUUCGUCCCGGUCGUCAAGACCCUGGCCUACAAAACCCUCACCCCGAUCGAAGGCACCCCGGCAUCCACUUACAAAUUCGACCUCAUUUUCUUCGUGGAACGGGGGAAAAACUCGCCAGACAUGCUUGAAAUUACAAAAGCGCUCGCAUCACCUCGCAGACAAUCCCACGACCCAGUUUUCUUCUCGCACGUCCGUCACUACGAUUUCCGGGGAAAUCUUUCCGGCUUCCACCUGGACCAAGAUGAGUUUCCUAUGGAAGAUGGUGCGAAGCGGGGGUUGCGAGUCGAGACGGAAGCAGGGCAACGAUGUGCGUGGUUGCCCCAGUCGGGCAUCGUUCCCCGGAUUGUGAUAUACGACAACCAUACGUUUCCCUUCCUAAAGAAAUGUCCGGAGGAAGUGGUGCAACGGGGCAAGGCAAAGGUGGAAAGUGCAAAAUAUGCGGCAAAGACACAACCCUCAACUGUAGCCUUUGCCACAACGUUUACUACUGCACCAGGGACCAUCAGAAGGAUGCAAGACUGGACGACGCACAAGAAGCAGUGUGUGGCCUACAAAAUCGAGGACUCGGAGGAUCUCGGAAAACACCUGAUCGCCAUUCGCCCCGUCGAACAGGGCGAGGAGGAACCACUGGUUUUAGGACCUCAGCACCUGGCCGAAAAAGACGACAUGUGUGUAGUGUGCUUUAAAAUGGUGGACGAACCGGUUCCUUGUUCUGGCUGUGGAUUCCCGCUUUGCAGUGCAGAUUGCAGUCAAGCCAAACGUCAUCAAUCAGAAUGCCUUCUAUUCCAGGUGAACCACAUGGACUUCAAAGACCCCGAAUUGGUGGACAAGUUCUUCGGACUAGUUACGAUGCUCAGAGUACUGUUCAUGGACCUCGAUGGGUCCUCGUCUUGGGAACACAUUACGGAAAUGGAGUCCCACUUGGAGGAGCGAGAAGAGACUGGUGAGACCGGGAUGGUGACCGAGCAAAUCAUGAGCGUGCUGGACGAACAAUUCCAGUCCACCAAGUUCACCGAGGACAAGGUGCAGCUCGUGUGCGGGAUCCUGGGAGUGAAUUCUUUCGAGAUCCCGAUCCCGGACACGGAAUACACUAUUCAGGGACUUUACUUGAUGUCCUCCAGAAUUCAGCACGACUGCGUGCCAAACGUAAUCAGAUCAACGUCAGGACCAGAUACCGGAUUCACGGUAACGAUCAGAGCAGCUGUGGCAGUGAAGAAAAACGAGACUUUCGCCAUAAGUUACGCGGACAGUUUAUGGCCAACUUACAAACGAAGGGACUACCUGAACGAGUCCAAGUAUUUCAGCUGUUAUUGCGGAAGAUGCGUCGAUCCAACAGAACUCGGAACGUAUCUGAGCGGGAUCCGCUGUUUGCAAUGCAAGGAUGGUUGGAUAAUCCCGAUUGACCCGUUCGACGGGGACUCUGAUUGGUGUUGCGAAACGUGCAAGAGCACUGCGAAACGCGAAACCACUUUCGAAAUGAACUCCUUCCUCGAAGAGGUAGUGGACGAUCUCGAGUCGGAUUCGUCAGACGACCCAAUCAAAACAUACGAAGACUUCGUGAGAAAAUACAGCCCGAUGCUGGCGCCGACGCAUCACCAGCUCAUCGACGUGAAGCACACGUUGACUCAGCUGUACGGAAACCGACCCGGCUACACGUUCCCAGAGCUCAAGAAACCGCAACUGGCGCAGUUGCAAAAAUACUGCCGCCAGGUUCUCGAGGUUGCCAACGUCCUCACGCCAGUUUCAGCAGCGCAAGGGAUCUCGCGGCUGAGAAGCACGACGUUGUAUCAACUACACCGUGCACUCGUUGCAGAGGCUAAGCUGGUUAAAAAUGCGUCCGACAAGAAGACUGUCGCGGCGAAAGCCAAAGAGGGACUCGAAUGCCUUCAAGAAGCAACAAGUCUGCUCGAAUACGAACAAACGCACACGGAGGAGGGCAAGCUCUUUGAAAGGGCCAGCAAAGAGCUCGAGGAGCUAAAAGCCUGGGUAUCCACGUUGUGAAAAAAAAGAAAAACCCCAGGAAUAUUUUUUGUUUCUCUUCUUCUUGCAUUUAAUUUUCUAUCCUCUUGUUCGCUUUACUAGCGACUCGGAAACUAGUUCCACGCCAUUUCUUUCAAACGAACGUCGCGCAGUGCAAGCAUCAACUUGUUGGAAAUAAAAACGGCAAAAAUGUGUGAGAAAAAAAUAAAUAAACGAAAAAAAA
Notodromas monacha is the source of this 2981-nucleotide messenger RNA. The record is from the annotation of a GenBank genome assembly. NCBI's taxonomy places the organism in Eukaryota, Metazoa, Arthropoda, Ostracoda, Podocopida, Cyprididae.